This is a messenger RNA of Odontomachus brunneus, 5722 nucleotides long. RefSeq lists its product as uncharacterized. Gene Ontology annotation, molecular function: microtubule binding. Bases 575 to 4231 code for a protein of 1218 amino acids. NCBI's taxonomy places the organism in Eukaryota, Metazoa, Arthropoda, Insecta, Hymenoptera, Formicidae. The record is from RefSeq and is a predicted model, not a curated record. Gene Ontology annotation, cellular component: nucleus; cytoplasm. The transcript is spliced from 12 exons.
CGCAAUAAUCUCGGCAUAGUCGAGUACGUCGAUUCGAGUACGAUUUUACCUCUCUCCGCUCCGUCGACCCCUUCCGAGCCCGGGCCAAACCCACAAACCCCAACCCAGGACGAAGAUAUUUUGGCGCUUCGACGGCGCCUCCACCACCGAACCGGCCAGAUCGCGAGGAUGUGGUGGUGAUUCCACCCCCUACUCUGGUCGCGAUACAGCGACGCCUCCGCGCGGCGUCGAUCAAUAACAUUGUCGCCGGACGACGCCGACGUCGAGAGCGUCGUCGCGCUUGCAAGGGAUCAGCGCGAGGCGACGCGGACGGGACGGGAUAGGACAGAACACGACGCGAAGCGUCGUGUCAUCAUCGUCGUCGUGAAAGUCGUUACACCAUACGUUGUACCAGCAGAUUUGGGCGAGAUACGUGCGCGGAAGGAAUAACGAGACGACAUCGACCGCGGCGGUAACGUGGGAAUGCGAGUGACGUUCUCGUCGCGCUUUUCCACGAGGUUCGAGGAACGCGCGAGAUCGAACGCGAACGAGGGGCAACCGUAUAUCGUCGAGUCGUCGAGGUCCCACCCACGACAUGGCCAAGAACGUAGGGGAGAGUCGGAUACCUGUUCCACGGCCAGCUCGUCCGUCGUUCUUCCCGAAAUCGAGAGUACUCGAGGCGUCGAGGCUCUUGUCGGGAGGUCGCCGAUCUACGAUUUUCUCGGGAUGCUUUCAGUUCGUUAACACCGAGGACGAGCCCGCUGCUCCGAGAGAGAAGUUCGCGGGAUUUGUAUCGUCGACGCCUAACAUCAAGACCGAUACGACGGAUCAGACGUACUCGAUAUCACCCGUGUGGGACAUAGACAAGAACGAUGUGCAACAAUUGGUACAACUCAGUGAAGAGAAGAGCAGCCUGUUUAGGUUACUCGAGGAUUCUCAGCUGAGUAUGAUCGAGGAUGUCGGCGACAGCUGCCUCGUAGAAAACAGCUUGGCCAAUUACAAUGAGACGAACGCGACGCCGCAUUAUUUGAUGCUCAACAAACAGAACUCCUUCGAACACGAUGAGAGCUUAGGCAUCUUGACCCCGGACCAGAUGACUGAUUUUACGGUCGCGCUCGAGUGCUCCAGGACACCAUCCUGCGAGAAUCUCACCGGCUCGGCCGGCUCGAAACUGGCGUUGACGCGAGCGUCCGCUUCAAGACCACUAGCGGAGGAGGGUUGCAGCGAGAGAACACCUUCCCCGGAGGAACUGCCGCUCGAUCCCAAACCAGUGGAGCCGAUUCGAGGUAAUACAGUGCCCGUGAGCUUUGUCACAUCGGUCACGAGCAUCACGAGCCUCGAAGCGGGCUAUCAGGGCGACGGCGAGAACUCGAGGCCAGCUAGUCGCGGCGCGGAUCCACCGUCCAUAGUGCCGGCGGUCAAUUUGCCCGCGCCGUGCCGCCAAGACCCGAUGACCGACUCGGACUUCUUCACCGAGAGCGACGCGGACGCUCACGAAGAAAUAGUGCGAGGCGAUAGGAAGGCACAAGUGAUCGACGGCACGUUAUUCUGCGCUCCGGGCGAACGCAGAUGCCCAAGCUUCACCGGUGAGGAGAUGGACUCGAGCGGCAUUUACUCAGACUUGGACAAGCUUCAGGCGCCGGAACAAGCGCCGGAAGAGAACGACGAUCAUACACCCGACACCGGCGACACCGAGCUUUCUCCGAGGAGUCAACCGUCGCCGGUCGCGGCGAAUGUCAUCAUGGAUUAUUUGCAGAUUCCUACCAAGACUACGGACGAGACUAACGGCUUGAACGACACGAGUUCCGCCGAAGUCCCGGUGAUCAAAACAGUGGAGAAUAACGAGAAUAUUCGACCUAAAACACCAAGUAAGGCUGAUUCGGUGCCUUUAAAAAAGUAUAAGAUGCCAAAAAAGAACGUCGUCUCGAAAAUCAAGGCGAUGAUCGAGUCGUCUGCGAAGGACGACGCGGAAAAAGAGGCGAGACGUUCUCAAAGAUCGAUCAGGAAAGGUGGACGUUGGGACGCGGUCAUGAACAAGAUAGAGGCUGGCAAAAAUGAGCAGAGAACGAGAUCAGCUAGGAAAGACGUCAAGUCAAGGGUGCUGCAAAAUCUAGCGCUGUCGCCGUCCACGAGACCAACAUUGAAGAAAGUCGGCGACACGAAUAACUACAACAAUAACAAUAAGGACAAACGGAGGAUGCGUGGCUGGCAAGAGAUGAAGUCACCGACGCAGGAGACUGCCAGGAGUUCUGUUCGCAGUUCUAUGAGCGAUCUCAGCAGUGGCCCGAGCAAGGACAUGCCAAGCGGUGUCAUAAAUUAUUUAAAAGCGGCUUUAGCACAAUUGGAAAUGGAUCAGAAAUGCAAAAUUGAAGGGACCCAUCUCGACAUUUCUCAUUGCGAAACGAUAAAGCUUAAUCGAUACAGCUCUCGACGUGGGAUUUUCCAAUUAAUUCGGGAGAGAUCACCGACGUCCGCGAACCCACCCAGAAGAUUUGUCUCGAACAGCCACGCCAAUCACCAGGUCCGUUUGAAUAAUUACGACGCGAAAAAGAACUGCAUCGAUGUGACGCCGGUCGUACUCGAGAAGAGCCCGCCAUCAGCGCGAAAGCCGGCGAUAACAAGGAGAUUAACGGCUAACGCACCCGUGAAACAGAAAUCUUCCACGCCGUCAAUAAAAGAUCGUGAGUCCAAGGAAGCUCAUCACAACAUCAAUUAUGCGACGACGAGGACGUCACCGGAGACGCGGGAUCAAGCCGCGCAGACCACCUACGAGGCUUCCCGCGCGGAACAAUUGGAGCGAGCCGCGCAGGCCCUCGCGGUGACAGUGCAAUACAUGACGUGUGAGCUGGACGCAUUCGCAACUCCUAAACUGAAGAGAGACUUUGAGCAGCUAAAGGCCGAUUACGAGAAGAUGAGGAGCGAACGGUCGGCCGUGCUUUCGGAAAUUGACGAUUUGCGUGUGAGAUACGUCAGCAUCGAGGAGAGACUCGAGGCGGAGAGAGAGGAUCACCGUAAAGCUCUGGACGAGCUUCGCGACGACUUGGAGGCUCGUAGGGCGGAACAAGUCACCGCGCUCGUCGAGACUCUGAAGGAAGAGAGGCGCAAAUACGACGUCAGACUGAAUGACGCGACGAAGGAGCAUCGCGCGACAAUCGCGCGAUUACGUGCCGAGCGAGAUAACGAACUAGCUCGCAAGGACGCUGAGGUUAUGAAGAGGUCCGUAGUCCACGAUCAAGGUGCUGUGCUGAGAGCGGAGAUUGAAUCGCUGCGAUCUGUGCUCGAACUGAGGAGCCAGGAGAACGCGGCCCUGAGAUCAGAACUGGACAGCUUUAAGCGUGACAUCGAGGAUAAGGACGCGCUGCAGCUGCGACUCGACACUGUGGAAGCGAGAUGCGAGGACCUGAAAGCACAGCUUCAGUGCAAGGACAACUUCGAGCGGCAGGUGUCGCACGAGAAUGAGAUGCUGCACGAGUCGAUUCAUCAGAUUUCAAAGCAGAACAAACGAUUAGCGCAACGUAACGAGGAGCUACAGUGGAGGCUGCGCCAGAAGAACGAAUGGGUAAGCGUUCUCGCGAAUCAGCUGGCGGGUCCACGACUCUCCCGAUCCGCUGGCCCGGAACACACGGAAAACACUCUUCUAUCCGACAAGAGCGACCCGCACUCGUCGUCGAUGGUGAAGUUCAUGGUUGAAAAAAGCGACUCCGUGUCCUGGACCUUGGAGAUCGACGACGAGUCGUCGAAGGGGGCGGCGUCCGACUCGUUGAGCAGGUUACCGAAAGUAAGUAGAUCCGAGAGUGGUGCGACGGUGUCGAGGCAAGGGUCGCUCCGAUUGACGCCGAAGCGGUCCCCCGACACCGACACCCGAGCGAGGUCGAAGAGCAUCUCCGUGACGGACGCGACGCGGGCGGAAGAGAACGCGUGGUCACCGUCGUUCAACUCGACGCCGAUCACGCGGCGACGUCCUAGGAACAAUGACGCGUCACCGUCCUCUUCGUCGUCCUCGUCGUCAUCUUCCGCGUCGUCCUCUGCGCCAGGCACGAACCCCACCGUGGCGGCCGCGGUUGCGGCCGCCGCUGUGGCCGCUGCGGCCGCGGAAGACUGCAGCGUCGGCCAGAACCAACCCCAGGAAGCUGGCGGAGAAGCGAUGAUCUCGGAGGAGACGUCCGCGUCCAGCAGCGAGGACGAGUCGUCCACCGGCAGCGACAUACCGCGCCUACCGAUACAGUUCGCCUGGGGCAAGCCGAUCAAGUAACGCUCGAGUAAAGCGCUCCCAAUUUCCGCCGCCACCCGCCUACGCGUUCGUUCUGUUGCGUGCAGUGCCGAUGUUUGCGUCGUGGAGCAAUCGUAAAAAAGGAAAAAAAAGAAGAAAAGCGGCCGUUUAUCCUCGCUCUUGCCUAUUACUAGCGGAGGAAGAGAUGUUCCUCCAUCGAGAAGAAUCAUCGUCAGAUUCUCGUUGCACGCGUGAUCAUUCCCUCUUAUUCCUGUUCGCAGACAGGUUGCGUUUCACUGUGUAACGUCGGCACCUUGUUUCUUAUUUUUUUUCCAACUGAUAUACAUAUAUAUAUACAUACAUGAAUACAUAUAUACACCUGCUCGAGAAAGCUCGCGUGUGAUGAGCGCGUUUAAGUUUUCGUUUUAAUUGAGCGAUACGCCGCGCGUCUAACGAUACGCAAAGCAAUUCCGGAGUGUAAUGUUGUAAGUUAGUGAGAGAUGUACGAGAAUGAAUUCCACGACGUAUUUUAACGUUACGACUGUAUAAACUAGACUUAGUACGGUUGUUUGCGAGUCCUUUAUUUCCUUUUUCUCUCUUUUCUUUAUUCAAUCACAGACACAUUACUUCCUGCACAUUUUACAUUGCGAUUUCAUGGCAGCGAUCCGAUUGUGUGAAUUUAUUAUCUUCGAAACGCAUCGUGUAAUAAUUUCUCGAUACGUACAACGAAACUGCUUCGUUUGCUGUAUCAAAGGCGAUCGUGCCUUCUUCUCGGGCUUCUCCUCGCCUGUGAAAAGCCCGUAAUGAUGUAAAAUCGCGUAGCAUCAUUUUCGUUUUUCUAAACCGUAGCAGGCAUUGAGAGGAUGAAAUUUAACAUUUUUAUUAACUACUAAUAUUAGGAUCUUUCGGAGAAUUUUUCACGUGUCCACAUUGCCUCGACACUUCUACAUUUGAAUGAACGAGUUUCGCAAGUGUUGCUUAUCUGCGCUUUCUUUUCUUUUUGGUACAUAUACCUUGUAAUAUCGCGGCAGCUAAAUAUAAGGAUAUGACAAAGCGAACUGUUGCUUCGUUUGCGAUCACAUCGAUUUCAUAUUUUCUUUCUUUAAGGAGAAUUUUUUCCUCAGAUACUGCACAUUUGUCCUUUUGUUCCAGAUUCGUUACUUUUAUUACGAAUUUGCGUCAAUUGUAAUUUUAUCGCCGAAUGCGGAGAGGGAUCACGCAUCGCAUUGGUAGGUUUUUUCUCUUUUUGUGUGUAACGACGCGAAUAUUGCGGGUGUAUAUACCCGGAACACAGCAGAGCAGUGAAUACCAUUAGCGACUACCAGCACGUUGCGACAAAUGUUAAUUUCACAGUCCGUUCCAUAGAGACAAGUGGUAGUUUAGAUUUAAAGGAAAGAAACGUCGCGCCGAUAUAAAAGGUACCAAGUAUUAUUCUCACUGAGAAAGUACGUUUCUUUUUCUCAUGUGUGCUGAUAAAAAAAUCGAUGUAUUAUAUAUAUACUUCUCGAAUAAAUAAUAUAAGUAUAAUCUGAA